AGAUUUUGAUCAUUGACAGUAUCAUUAAAGUUGUUCUUCAAUAUGUGGCUAGGACAAGCUUUCACACACGGACUCCUGUUGACAUUUAUAACGAUCCUCAAUCGAAACACCGUUAAUGCUGAAGCAGAACAAACAACAGCCUUAGCUAACGUUUUAUCGACUGUUACAACUGAACCUCCUUCGAAUGUUGCACUUAAAUCAUCAGUUUAUUCAGAAACCAAGCCCAACACUCAACCAUUGAAAAUGAAAAAUAUAUCUACUUCUAUCAAUACAUUGUUAACCAAUGGCUAUUCAAUAAUUUCGACAGAUACUAAGGAUAUUAUAAUAAAUUCUUCUGCCUUAUUUUAUGCCAGUAAAGCAAUUCCUGAAGCGUCUACAAUAAGAGGAGAAAUACCAACGCGCAUAUCAUCAAGUGCUAAACUGGCAUCCUCGUCCGUUUAUCGUAUUGAAUCGAGUCCCCUGAUGAAAGCGUUCAAUGAUUCCAAGAAAACAGUUGUCCCAAUUAUGGCCGUACAAGCUUCAACGACUAGUAAACAAGAAACCUCCCCCAUCCUAAUUCAUUCGAAGGAGAGAAAUGAGAAUGCUACACGUCGAGUAAUUUUUUCUCAAACGCACUCCGUAUCCAUGGCAUUGGGCUCCUCGAUCCAACCAAAGCACCCGACUGUCAGUUCGAAUACACCUCGUCAAUCUACGAUAUUAAACACCCUUGCAUCUUCAAACCACGAACAAUCUUCAAUUACGUUGAGCCUGCAUGGUAAAGCAAAUACCUCAGACACUGAAGAGACAAGUUUUACAGUCUCUAUGCCUUGGGAAAAUUUCAAAAUAAUGAUGCUUACUACGACUUCUGUGAAGUCAAUGCAUCCAAAUUCAGGAAAGAGCCAAAUGAUCAAUAUUACCGCCUCGACUGCUCCCCCGGAAUCCAAAUCAAACCGGGCUAUUGUCGUUGUAACUAAAGAAAAAAAUACUUCCAUCCCCUUUAUCAGAGCUACCAAAUCAUUCCCCAAAACUGAAGUAAGUGCAAGCUAUUCCAGAAAUAUCUCUGAGAAAGCACACAUGAAAGCUAAUUCAACAAAAGGAAUUUCAACGUCAGAAAUAAAGCAAGCGAACAAGACAGCAGUUUUGGAACCUAGUCCAUCUUUGGUGUCAAAACAGAACAGGAGUGAAAUCAAGGUAGUAUUUACAUCACCUGCCGUUAACAUUACUGAAAUGUUAUACAGUAAAAUAUCAAAAGGUAGAUUCAACCCUACAAGAAACGAUACAACGGUUCAACAUAGCACAUCAAAAAGUGGAUUGCUUGCAAACAACUAUACAUCGAAAAUGAAUUCAACGAAAGAAAAAAGACCUGAUAAAACAACUAAUCUAGAGAAUUUCAUCACGUCAAGCCCUGUUGAAAAGUUGGAUUCCUUAAACAAAACUUUAAUUCCUACUCCGGUGCCAUACAUAUCGUCAUUAGAACGGUAUGUAUCUUCUGACAUGACUGCUAUUGCAAACCGCACAACUAUGGCAAGCCACAUCCUUAUGUCGGGUCAAUUUAGUAAAAUUUCCAGCAACCAAACGCACAUUGCGAAAAAUGUUACGACAUUUCGCAUGAUUCAACCGUCCACGAUAAUUCAUUACAGCACUCGUGUCUCUACCAGACCAACAUCUUCACCGACAAAGUUUAAGGUACAACAGUUUCGUGUUACUAUUAAAAUAACAUCAGAAACAUUUAGAAAUGAAUACAUAACAAGUGCCAGAGCAUUUAGGCAGAAAAGCAAUGAAAUAGCAGAACAAUUUGAUCGAGUGUUCAAAGACAUGGAGGAAUACUUAUUUACUGAAGUUUUAAGGUUUUUCAAUGGCAGUCUGGGUUGUGAUGUCGUCAUACACACUGAAUCAGUUGAAUCCAAACCAGUGUCAAUUGAUAGAAUCAGUAAUACUUUAAAACAGGCAAAGAGUACUAAGGGAGGAUUCGGGAAAUAUGUUGUGGGUAACAUUGAUGUUGAAGAGAAAAGUCCUGACGUGAAAGGCAGGGAUGACGAUGAUCAUGAGGAUAAAAAGGAAACAUGGGGUCGCAUGCCGAUUAUAGUUAUCUCAAUACUCGCUGGACUCUGUCUGGUUCUGUUUGUGAUGGUCAUAACGCAAUGUGUAAGUGAAAUAACAUUAAGGAAGAUUGAUAGAGAUGUAACUGCCUGAAGGAGAACUUCAACGUUUCGAGCGAAGUCGCUUCGUCGACUGAAGACCUUCGCUUGAAACGUCGAAGUACCUAGUUUCAUUUACUAUUUUUCCAUUAGUGCAUCCAAAAUAUUAUUUUCAUGUUUUCAAGUCUCAUUACCAUAAUUUUCUAAUUAGAAAGGGUUUUUUUUUAAUAAAAAUAUACAUGAGCAUAAUGGAUGGGUAAAGGAUGCGGGAGUAAAUAUAUUCGGCGGCAUCGGGGUAAUGAUUCCGCAAGGAAAUUUUGAAUAUAUAAGUCUUCAGAAAGGCAGAAAAUGGAAUUCCCAAAUUUUUGCAUUUUUAUCUUUUUCACUUUUAACUUCCAUGUUUUCCUGUCAAUGAUCUUAUAAGCUACCUGAAAAUCGGCUCAAAUCGUCUACAUAUUUUCAUGAAAUUACUCAUCAACAAAUGUAUACAAAUAAUUAUAAGGUGCAGUGACGCUGCGAAGACUCGAUAUAAUAGUAUCUAGAUUUCAUUUCCUGCAUCUUGAGCUGAAGAUUAUAGCGAUCUUUCGAUGCAGGACGGCAACGAAAUUAACGACGGCCAGAACAAAUUCAUUCAAAUAAUAAUUGUAAAGAAAAUUUAUUGUAUAGCUUUCAAUCGUAAAAAUUUAAUGCAGUUUGAUGAUGUUAAAAUUGGCGCUUUAUUGUAGAGAACAGUUCUACCUGUGACGUAGCCAAAGGGGGCCCAACCCCCCCUGACAAAAUAUUGGAACGCCCUUGGAGAAAAUCUGAUCAGUACAAGCAUUUAUUGUGCAUUAUAUUUUCAUUUCUUGUAAAGGAAAUUAUAUAUCUUGCUAUGCUUUAAAUGUUCUGAAAUCGUUUGUAAUUGAGUAUAGAGUUAUUAUGUAUAUGAAAUGGUUAUUUAAUAUCACCAAAACACAUUAAAAUAGCCGCUAGAAUUUUCAUUGUUCUAUAUAUGCCUUGAUAGCGUGGGAGUCAAAAUACAUUUUCGCAUAACAAACAAACUUUAUUCGAACUGGUGUAGGGUAAAUUGCUUCGGCCUCUCCUGUGAUCCCCCUCUCCAGACUAGAAAUCCUGGCUACGUCACUGAGAUCUACCUUAGCAGGGAAAGUUCGCAAUCUACCGCUCUAUUUUUUUAAUAUUACGAAUUUCAUUGUAUCAAUACUAUGUUCCGUCGCUACUAUUUCAUUAUGUCGAUCCGCUGAACAGUGUUACAGUGUAUAACUACAUCUCUCAUGCGCGCUCGUGCAUUUUAAAUGUCUUAAAUGUCGUAAAUAGUUCUUAAAGCGAGUUCUCGCAUAAGUAAGUUCAUUAGGAAAACUCCCUAGCUUUAUAAUAAAUAAAAUGCUUGCCGCGCCUCUUUGCUUUGACCUCAACCGACUUAAACUACAAUAUGAGGCAUUGUACAAAGAAUUUUACUGCCUUGUGCUUAGUUUCCACAAUAAUUUUCUAAUUCUUUAUCAGAUUCAGAAACGCCAUUACUCGCACUCACUGGCAGAUUCCAACGAAAUUCAAGAAUAUUCACCAGCCAUCCAACUGAAAUACAAUGACGACGGUGCCUUCAAAGAUGAAGAACGGGUUCCCAUGACGACGUUUAAUCAGACAGACAUUUACUAGUAAGGGGAUUGAUUAGACGAGAAGAUUUGAGUUUAUAGUCAUUAAUAAGUUGAGUUAGAAUUAAGUUGAGCGCUUUCAUUUGCCGCAUGUAAGGUCAGAAUACAUAGGUGGUUGAGUGAUAUGAAACAUUUAUAGAAACUGUUAUGUGCCAGCUCCGGCUGAGGAAACUCUUCUGGUGUGUCCUUAAAAUUGACAUUCUGGUGGCUUGCAUGUAUGUAUUUGUAUACAUGCACUUGGAGUAUUUUUGAAUUUUGAUUGCCUUGUUUUAUGUGUUCCGGAUGCUCAAAGGUGAUUAUUAGACGGUUUUUAGAUGCCUUCUAACACCAGCUCUCGCCAAGAUAUAAAACAACAUGUUAAGCAAGAUCUGCAUGGGGAUCACUCGUAGGACGCCUACUAGCUAUAUAAACAGGCUUUGUGACUGGUUGAUAGUAGAGAGUUUAAACAUGCAAGCGACGUUUACGAGAAACAUCCCUCCCCGAACGUCUGCCAAUUUGAAUAUUUUCGGGCAUAUUCACCCGAAUGUAAGGCCUUCUGUAAGGUUUCUGUUCUGUUACACGGACGACGCGUGCACAUAAUUUAGGCAUCAAAUAUAGCUUCAUCAGUGUGUUCAUGCAUUUGCUUGAAAUCAAGAACGCCACUCGAUGCUGUUUCACGUUGAAUGAAAAAGUCGCUUGCUUUAAGCUCUGUAAUAAAUGACACAAGAACAAGGCAUUUGCCAAAUACUGAUCCAAAAGAACAAGGCAAAUACUGAUCAUUCUUGUUUUAGGAAACCAAUCACAAAACGUGUACGUGUUUAUACUAAGAUGGUAGUUAUUACCUUAGAAACUUGUUAUAGGUGCAUGUGUGUUGUUGCAUACACGCGUGGAGUUUUGACUAUAUUAUUGUGACAGACCAUGCAUAGUAUUGAAAGAAAUAUCGUAGUUUCUACAAAAUCUACAAUCCUGGACAAAAAAAGUGGCUAAAACUAGUUUAUUACUUCAAAAUAUAAUUUUAAGACAUGUUUGUCCCAAUGAUGCCCCCUUCCCCCAAUAUCAAUGUUUGGCCAAGUUAUCUGGCCUCGAAUACACCCAUCAACCUUGAUAUUAGGGGUAGGGGGGUGAAAUUCGAUGAAUUUUCUUAUUUUUUAUCCUUUUUGCCCUUGCCAAUAAUUUAUGUCCAGGAUUGUAGAUAAACUAAGAAAUAUUUCGCAAACAUUCAUAAGCAAUGAACACAAGGAGCUGGUUGUUCAAACCUGGAUCAGCACUAACCCUCGGUUAAAAUUGAAUGUACUGUUUAAGUUUAUGUAUUUCUGCACGUCUGUUUAUUUCAAAACUUCAGAGAAAAAAACUUCUGCUGACCCAUGCAAGAUUUCUAAACAACCAUUUGCAAAUUUCUAAACAGGUUGAUGGGAAGUUUGCUUUGAAUUUUAGGUUACCGACAUAUAUGCCAGGGUUAUAUAUAAUCGGCUUUUGAACAACCAAACCCAGGGAAAGAAUAUUCUAUUAUAUAAGUGAUUAAACACUGUAUGUGGUGAUAGUGCAACUGAAAACUAAUUGAUUUUCUCUAAACACUAGAAAGAAAUAAGAUAUAAAGAAAGCGAAAGGCCUGGAAGUUCGAGCUAAAGCCGGUUACAGAUGAGCACGUUUUCUAUUUGACAAUUUUGUUCUAUAACAAGUGCACUUGUUCAAAAGCUAGCUUUUGAACAAGUGCACUUUUCUUAGAACAAAAUUUGUACUUUGACAAUUUUUUCUAUGACAAGUGCACUUGUUGAAAAGCUAGCGUACUUGUCAAAGUACACAUUUUGUUGGUCAUAUUAUGGGUCAACCAAAAACUUGUCAAAGUAAUCUGAGCAUUUGAUGUAAUUGGCCAGCGGCCUAUUUUAAUUUUUUCUGUCAUGGCGGCGAUAAAUACCUUUUUCUGACACGUUCAUACCAGUAAAUAAAACUUGUCAUAUGAAAUCCUGUCAUAUAAACUUUGGUAAUAAAACUUGUCACAUAAAAAUUUGUCAUGGAAAACUUAUCCGUCUGUAACUGGCUUGAAACUACGAUUCCAUAUCCCGUACUGUAUUCAAUUGCGAAGUUUAAGGAAAGACUGCAAUAUUAGCAAUUUCGUCCGAUUUAAAAAUGGUUCAGGGAUUGAUUCACAAGUAAUUUUAUCCAAGCCACAAGCAUUCUUGAAAUAUUUUCAGUUUUGAAUUUCCCUAAGAUUGUCGUCUCCAUGGCCAUUGUCUUUGAUUCUUCAAGCUCUAAACACAAGCGUUUGUUGCAGGCAUAUGCGUGGUCAGUAUUUCUUUCUGUCUGAUUUAGGCUGGUGAGAACUGUUCAGCACAACAACGUACAUGUACAGGGCCGUCGCCAGGGAUGUUGGGGGGUGUUUGACAUCUUGUCGGCAAAAUGAAGGAUUUUGUCAGCGGUUUUAACAUGGUCGUCUAAUCAAAUUUGAUCUCCCCCCGUCGACAGAUACUUCAGAUAAUUUGUCGACAAAUUUUUAACUUUUGUUGCCAAAUACCCCCCCCCCCCCCUGCUUAAACCUCUUCGCGACGGCUCUGCACAACAACAUUUUGAGAUACUAUUUGAUGUAUUUGACAUCAUUGUAUACAAAAUUUUAUCGAUAGAAGAGCGGAAUUAUACUAUAUUUAAUAUUAAAUUACAAAAAGUGCACAAGAAUAUAUUGUUAAUUACUAUUAAGACGUACUUUGACAAUAAAAUAUUUGUUAUUAUAUUUAUUAUAUAAAUAUUUGUUAUUAUAUUAAGAGCCUCUCUCUCAUGAACCAUGAGCCAAUCACCUUGCGUAAUGAAUUUACUAAUGAGAGCGAAGUUACAAGAUCAAAGAGUAUAUGUGACGGAAUCAUAGAAAGGUGUAUUAAAUGGCUGUGGUGCGUGAUGUUCAC
Messenger RNA from Paramuricea clavata, 6639 nucleotides. The record is from the annotation of a GenBank genome assembly. Lineage: Eukaryota; Metazoa; Cnidaria; Anthozoa; Malacalcyonacea; Plexauridae.